AUGUCCAUGUCCCUCGAAGACCACUACCCCAUCUCCUGCGCCUUCUGCAAGAUCGCCGACGCAUACCCUCCCGAUCCCUCCUCACCCAUCCCCACAAGCGCAACCGCCGAUCCAGAGAAAGUCGACCCACAAUGUCACCUCAUCUUGUCCACGCCCCUCGUCCUGGCGUUCUUGGACAUCAUGCCCAUAAGUCCCGGCCACAUCCUCCUCACGACACGGAAACACUAUAGGAAACUAUCAGACCUCCAACCAAAUCCGACCACAAAGGGCGACACAACCUGGACCGCGGCCCGCGAAAAGGAAGAAGCACGACAAGCGAGUCGCGCGCUAGGGGAAUGGCUCCCCAUCGUUUCCCGCGCGUUGUGCAAAGUCACAGGAAUUGAGGAUUGGAACGUCGUACAGAAUAAUGGGGAGAGGGCAGCCCAGGUUGUGCCGCAUGUGCAUUUCCAUUUAAUCCCGAGGUAUCAGGAGGGACGGGAAGAGAUGAGGAGGAAUGGCAGGACGGAUUGGGGGGCACUUAAGAGUUGGAGGAUGUUUGGACGGGGUAGUAGGGAGGAUUUGGAUGAUGAGGAGGGGAAAGAGAUGGCGAGUGCGCUUAGGGAGGCGUUGAGGGAGGAGGUGGGGGAUGGGGGUGAGGUAAAGGGGAAGUUAUAG
Fulvia fulva is the source of this 654-nucleotide messenger RNA. Its product is annotated as Hit family protein 1. Gene Ontology annotation, biological process: nucleotide metabolic process. Bases 1 to 654 code for a protein of 217 amino acids. Lineage: Eukaryota; Fungi; Ascomycota; Dothideomycetes; Mycosphaerellales; Mycosphaerellaceae. The transcript has a single exon. Gene Ontology annotation, molecular function: catalytic activity. The record is from RefSeq and is a predicted model, not a curated record.